AAGACUGUGAACUGUGAAGGACUGAAUUGUGGAGUUAGACCGUUAAACAGUUUUUCACCAUUGCUAUUUUCCGGAUUUUUUGGGCGGGGCUAAAACGGGGGCUCGAUGACGCACUGGAGCCCCUGAGCUCCUGGACACGCCCCUACUUGAUGACGCACUGGAGCCCCUGAGGCUGGCCGCUCCCUAACAAUAUAAAUAGAGCACAUUCGCAUCAGUUUGGCGCUCAAUCGCGAGUUACUGUCAGUACUAUUAUUAGUUACUACAGCCUACAGUUUGCUAGUUAGCUAUGCCUUCGGCACAGAAAUGCGUACUACCUGGAUGCGAUCAUGUACGAAACAGAUCGGUGUCCUUAUUUAAAUUUCCUAAAAACGAUCACAUCAAGAAGAGGUGGAUUAAUUUUGUGAAGAGCCACCUUGAUGGAGAGCUGAGGAUCACCACCAAAACCCGCCUCUGUAGUGAUCAUUUUACAAGGGAUAGUUUUAUAAACUUUCGUCGGAGACAACUGGGAUUCACUGAUAAUCCGCUGUUACUGGUGAAUGGGGCCGAACCGACUAUCUCCCGCCUUGGCCCUCAUCCUCCCGUCGCGCCGACAACUGGAGCCAUCAUCGGCAGUGCGUGCCCACCAAUGACGCAGUCCCUUCCGACCACAAAAGAGACCGAGUCUUUUAUGCAUAAAGUCACUCGAGAAGUUGGAUGUCAGACAGAUCACUUUGUGGGGAAAAGGACUGUGGCCACACAACUGUCUAAAAGAACACUAGCCAACAUAAAGAGUACAGGUUCUCAAGCUACUGUGGCCACAAAGAGUGUUGCUGUUGGAAACACCACAGCCAUGCUUCUUCCGCUUUGCUCUUCAACUCCAAUGUAUAUAGACAUGAUAGUCCAGAUUUGACAGUCUAACAGAACGGGACCCCAGAAGAUGACAGUUUGAUUCAUCAACCUGCAGUCUGCCUCAUAUCAUUCACGUAUACAUUAAUAAACAUAAUUUCCUAAUA
Messenger RNA from Xyrauchen texanus (razorback sucker), 992 nucleotides. Its product is annotated as THAP domain-containing protein 10-like. Gene Ontology annotation, molecular function: sequence-specific DNA binding. Bases 287 to 889 code for a protein of 200 amino acids. The record is from RefSeq and is a predicted model, not a curated record. Lineage: Eukaryota; Metazoa; Chordata; Actinopteri; Cypriniformes; Catostomidae. The transcript is spliced from 4 exons.